AUAAAUGCAGUGUGCAUAUGUGACUGUUUCAGAUCAACUUUGUUCUUGCUUCAACAGUGUUUGAACGGAACGGAGUCUCUGCUGUGAGGUUUUGAGAAUUUUUUUUUCAAUUUGUUUUCAGAGUACCCUUGUUAACAACAAAUCACUGAAAUGGAGUCCCAGGUGCGCCAGAACUACCACCGUGACUGUGAAGCUGCCAUCAACCGUAUGAUCAACAUGGAGCUGUAUGCUUCCUAUGUUUACCUUUCCAUGCAUCAUUACUUUGAUCGAGAUGAUGUGGCACUCCAAAACUUUGCCAAGUUCUUCAAGAAACAGUCACAGGAAGAACGGGAACAUGCAGAGGGAUUCAUGAAGUUACAGAAUAAACGCGGUGGGCGCAUCUUCCUUCAGGACAUCAAGAGACCAGAAAGGGAUGAAUGGUCUAAUGGGCUCGAAGCCUUGACAUGUGCACUGGAGCUGGAGAAGACUGUGAACCAAGCACUUUUGGAUCUACACAACUUGGCUUCGGAAAAGGGUGACCCUCAUCUCUGUGACUUCCUGGAGUCCCAUUACUUGGAUGAACAAGUCGAGGCCAUCAAAACGCUAGGUGACUACAUCACCAACCUGAAGCGUGUAGGUUGCCCAAGUAACGGGCUGGGCGAGUACCUCUUCGACAAGCAUACCCUGGGAUGAGGCAGAUAAAUCCAUUUUUGAGAUUUGCCCUCUUCUGUCAAGGAAUGUUUCUGCAUGUAAUGCUGAUCUGUAUUUAAUAAGACUUGAUAAUAUGUCCAGUGCCCGGUGAACAUGUAACAUCCUUCAAUAAAAGGCCCUUAUAAUUCA
Messenger RNA from Protopterus annectens (West African lungfish), 819 nucleotides. Its product is annotated as ferritin heavy chain B-like. Gene Ontology annotation, cellular component: cytoplasm. Gene Ontology annotation, biological process: iron ion transport; intracellular iron ion homeostasis. The transcript is spliced from 4 exons. Lineage: Eukaryota; Metazoa; Chordata; Ceratodontiformes; Protopteridae. The record is from RefSeq and is a predicted model, not a curated record. The coding region runs from base 151 to 672 and encodes 173 amino acids. Gene Ontology annotation, molecular function: ferrous iron binding; ferric iron binding.